This is a messenger RNA of Polychytrium aggregatum, 3561 nucleotides long. RefSeq lists its product as uncharacterized. Lineage: Eukaryota; Fungi; Chytridiomycota; Chytridiomycetes; Polychytriales. The coding region runs from base 246 to 3413 and encodes 1055 amino acids. Gene Ontology annotation, molecular function: protein binding. The record is from RefSeq and is a predicted model, not a curated record. The transcript has 3 exons.
AUCUUUCGUCCAGUCUGCCCAGCACCGUCGCUGGCGCUUGCAGGGUCGUCCCGACUGCGUUUCCUGCACUGCCUGUCCUGCUCUGACCAACGCCACUCAUCCAUCGCUCCCCGCUGCGUCGCAGUGCAUCGACACCAGCGCACGCUUCUCCAUCCGUUGCCGCCGCCGCUGCUGCGACAACCAGCCUCGUCCUGCGGCUUUUCGACCAUAUCUCCCGUCCUACGAGGGCGUCUUGAUCUCUGGCUAUGCUUGACUCUGGGCCCUUUGUCGGUCCAUCGCCCCGGCGUGGGCUCCUGCCUGUGGUCUGGUUGAUCCUCGGGCUCGCCUGUGCGCCUCUGUUCGUCCGCGCCGCCUUCCUCGUCCCGCAAAUCGACAAUGCAACGAUUGUCCUCCACAGCAACUCUACCACACUUUUGCCCAUCGACUGGGUCCCGUCGGUGCUUGGCAUCGACUUGUGGAAUACCCCGGGCAACGAUACCAACGAAGGAUUCUGCUGCAUCAUCGAGGGUGCUGGCAAACAGGGCGCUCUCGGCUGCGGGCCCAUACCUUCAGCCCCAACGACGUUGCUCUUUCCCGUGAACGUUCCGGACAACUUCACCGCUCUGGAUGUCGAAUAUAUCCUCAGGAUCUGCGAUGUCCGUGGCAGCUACUGCCCAAUCUCCAAGACGGUCCAGUUACUGCCGCCGCUGCCAACCACCACUGCCGCCACCAAGACCUCAAGCUCCGCUUCGUCCACAUUGACGAGCUCGUCGGCCGCUGCCACUUCAGCGACUGUAUCCGUGGCCCCAUCGCCAAACCAACUCAACGAUCAAAACAAUGUGAUGGACAAUCCAGCCAUGGUGCCACUAUUGGUCAGUGCUGGAUCCCUUGCCAUCCUUGCCCUCGGGGCCGGCAUAUUCUGUUGCCUCAGCCGGGACGUGAUUCGGUACAAUCCACUCAAGCGCAGCGGCAAGUCUAGUCCGCCGGAUGACAACUGGACACCGCUCAUCAAGACUGGAUCGACAUCAACCGAGGGCAAUGCCUCGGUCGACAGGAGCACCACUUUCCAUCGGCUUGACCAGUUCAUCGAUCCCAGAGAAGUCUUUUCCAUGAAGGCCCCAAGCACCAACCCGGUGUCCUCCUCCCGCGAGAUCGAGGCCCCGCCCAUCCCCGUGACGGGACCGUCUUCGGUCGUGGACAGGGGCUCCACCGUCGAUGCGGCAAGCACCAGCGUUGCCCGCGACCUUUCGGCGGUCAGCGACUCCAAGCGCGGAAGCUUCUUGACAAAUCUCCACCACAACCGCCAAUUGACAAAGAAGCUCCAUAACGUCUCGUCCGAUUCUAAUGCGGCCGCGGCGCCUGCCCACCCAGGCUCGCAAGCCUCUCAGCGCGCAGAGUCGAGACUAAGCCGAGCAAGUCUGGACACGAUGAGCCUCUCGGACUACCAGAUGGAUAUGAUGUGGCUUACUCGGUCCGCCGAUACACAGCGCGAUAUCCGCCGGGUCCUCAUGGACCGCCCAGCCCAGUUCGAUGCGGACGAAAUGUCCAUCCACGAGAAUGAAAAGGUGAAUAUCGUCUUCCCUGUCCAAGGCGACGACGGUUGGGUAGUGGUUUCAUCCUUGGACGGCCGCCGCCGCGGUAAAGUGCCCAUCGGCUAUCUCUCCCGGACGUCCGAGCCCGACGAUGAAGACUUGGCUGGCGCCGGGCCAUCUGAGGUUCAUGAACCCGUGUCCAGGUGCGACUCAACGUUUUCCAAUGCGUCGUCGAUCCUGGCUCCGGUCGCAUCCUUUUGGCGCCAGAUGGACGGUUCAGCGGACUGGCAGCCCGGGCCUGUAUCUCCCAACAGACGCCAAACGACGGGACCUGCUCCCGCCAAUGUGUCCGCCAUCAACCCAGUUGCUUCUCUGCCUCUCCACACAUCAAGCACUGUCCAAGGCGUGCUUGAUCAUCAGUCGCCGGGCAGCGAUAAGCUCAAGAUCCUCCAGCGCUCAGGCGAUCGAUGGAUUGAUGCCACUGUGUCCGCGUCACAGCCGACGAGCCUGGCGGCAAUCGAUGUCGACCUGGAUAGACGGGGACCUACCGCAGAUAUCCUUAGCUUCUCUGGCGCCCCGAUGCGGCCAUCUGGGUCUGUAUCAACGCUCGUCAACCCCAGCGAUCAAGUGCUGCCCUUUGCGUCAAGUCCAGGAGCGUCACCGAGCGUUCCGGCUCACAACCUCCACUUUCGAUCAGGAGUGACGUCGCUCUCUGGGGAUGCAGAUUCACCGGAGGCACCCGGGCUUGUGCUGAGUGUCCUGCGGGCACCAUCUGCACGGAGCAGCCUGUUUGGUCCGAAUGGUCGCGACUCGCCACCUAUUCCCCCACUUUCGAGCAAGCCUCAGCGGGUAGUGCCGCAGGAAGAGCCUUCGCAGCCCCCAGCCCGCCUCAGCAACAUUAUUCAGCCUGAUGUGCGCCGAGUGGCGAUGGGAUACCAAGCCACCUCCGCGUACGAGCUGACAGUCUAUGUGGGCGAAGAUGUCGUUGUGGAAUCUGAAUUCGAGGAUGGCUGGGCAUCAGUCGAGUCGCCGCACGGCCAGGGCAAAGUUCCUCUCGCCUGUCUAGCUUCCGGGACCACGGUAAAUAACCCUGUUGUACACUCAAGCAUCGUCGGCCAAACAGCGUCGCUCGUUGCUAUUGCCGCGCCUGCACAGACCGCUGGAGACUCCCUUGCUCCCGGGGUGACCGCAGUCCCUGCUGAAGACCAACCGCGCGUGCAUGCCAGCGAUGCUGCUCCGACGACCGCUCUUGUGUUUGGCGAACUCGGCCCCGAGGUGUCAACCUCUACCACAAGCUCCAACACGGCUCUGCCAACGACUGUCGCUGCGGAACUGCCCAAGACUGACAACCCUGUGGCUGGAUCAUCUGCCGGGCAAGGCAAGGCGAGGGCCGAAGCCGAAGGCGGUGCCAGGGAUGAGACCGACAACGAAUCCAUCUUCUCGUACUCGAUGGAGGAGUCGUCCACGCACGUGGUUCCGACAUUGCCCAAGGACGCCAGAUUCAACCUGAACCUGGCCAGUAUCAUCAAGGAGCAUGUUGCAACCAACCCGGACGAGCUGACGGUGGCGGUUGGCGAGCAUAUCGAGCUCAUCGAGAUGAAGGAGCGCUACGUACUUGCCGACUCUCGACAUCAGGGCCGGCGCGGAUGGGUCCCCAUCGACUGCAUCGGCUAUGACUUUGGCGACUCGAUCCCGCGGCCGACGACCAACAGCUCGAUUGCGCCUUCAGUUGUGUUUUCAACAGCACCGACCCUCUCCAAGCUGUCGACUCUUUCGCACACCCUUUCAGACGCAACGUCUCCGCCUGAGUGUCGCCUCCCCAGCUUCCGGUCCUCGGAUACUCAUAAUGGACACUUCCCAUCCAACAGCCGCUCGAUCAAUCUGUCGGACGGAUUUGAGUGAAGUGUUGGUGCCAUGCCCUCAGCGCAUGUGUGUCUCUUACCGUCAAGUUGCAGCCGCGAUCAACAGCAUCGACUGGCCGGUCACUGAAUUGGUCGGUCCGUUGUUCAACUUGAAGCAUUGUCCCAGGCACUCUGAGGACAGAGCUACA